GCGUCACUUCCGUUCUAGUCUAGUGUGGCGCGAGUCGCGAGAAUACACACAGACAUAUUUACGAACACACAAUUGCUGUGUUGCAUAUCAGAUAGCUGAAAACCAGCAUAGCCGUUUGUGAAAGCGCGAGUUUAACUUUGUGUAUAGGGCUGUGAUUUUAUGUAUUUGAGGAACCAUGCCGCGGAGAAAGAGAACAGCAGGUAGUAGUUCAGAUGGGACUGCUGAUUCUGAUGAUUCUGGAGAACACGAGAAGACCGACAGUUCCCACAGUGAAGCCAACCAGCGCAAUAACACCCGCAUGACCCGAGCGUCACUGCGCCUGAGCCAGAGCUCUCAAGAUGCCCCACCAGAUGUGAAACAAGCAACAGAAAGAGAUGAGUCUCCCCCCAGGACACCCACGGGAAAUGCCCCCUCAUCUGAAUCGGACAUUGACGUAUCCAGCCCCAAUGCAUCACAUGAUGAGAGUGUGACUAAGGACCAGAAAGACUCUGGCAGUGAUCCCUCUAUUCGGCCAAAACGACGUCGUUUCCAUGAGAGCUACAACUUCAAUAUGAAGUGCCCCACACCUGGGUGCAAUUCUCUUGGACAUUUAACUGGGAAGCAUGAGCGUCAUUUCUCAAUAUCUGGCUGUCCUCUCUACCAUAACCUCUCAGCAGAUGAGUGCAAGGUGAAAGCCAUUGAGCGAGAAAAACAAGAGGAAGAGCGCAGUCAAGGGCAGAAUGAGGAGAACAGACACGCUACUCGACAUCAGGCUCCUACGCCAAGACAGGUUCGAUAUAAGGAGAAGGUCAUAGAGAUGAGGAAGAGAAGGGAUUCUGGCCUGACGAAAGACCAAAAAGAAAAGUACAUGGAGCACAGACAGAUGCAUGGAACCACUCGAGAACCCCUCCUGGAGAACAUCACCAGUGAAUAUGAUCUAGAGCUCUUCAGAAAAGCACAGGCCCGUGCAUCAGAGGAUCUGGAGAAACUUCGGCUACAGGGUCAGAUCACAGAGGGCAGUAAUAUGAUAAAGACCAUUUUGUUUGGUCGCUAUGAGCUGGACACUUGGUACCACUCUCCCUACCCUGAAGAGUAUGCCCGGCUGGGACGUCUGUACGUCUGUGAGUUUUGCCUCAAGUACAUGAAGAGCCAGACCAUCCUACGCAGACACAUGGCCAAAUGUGUGUGGAAACACCCCCCUGGUGAUGAGGUCUACAGAAAAUGUGCCAUAUCUGUGUUUGAGGUUGAUGGGAAAAAGAACAAGAUCUAUUGCCAGAACCUGUGUUUGCUGGCCAAGCUGUUCCUGGACCAUAAAACACUGUACUAUGAUGUGGAGCCUUUCCUGUUUUAUGUCAUGACUGAAGCUGAUAACACAGGCUGCCACCUAGUGGGCUAUUUCUCAAAGGAAAAGAACUCCUUCCUGAAUUACAAUGUGUCUUGCAUCCUGACUAUGCCACAGUACAUGAGGCAGGGCUACGGCAAGAUGCUAAUUGAUUUCAGUUACCUGCUGUCUAAGGUUGAAGAGAAGGUGGGCUCUCCUGAGCGUCCCCUCUCAGAUUUGGGCCUCAUCAGUUAUCGCAGCUACUGGAAGGAAGUUCUGUUGCGCUACAUGUACAAUUUCAAUGGCAAAGAAAUCUCCAUCAAAGAGAUCAGUCAAGAGACAGCAGUGAACCCAAUGGAUAUUGUCAGUACUCUACAGUCACUUCAGAUGCUUAAGUACUGGAAGGGGAAGCAUCUGGUCUUAAAGAGACAGGACCUAAUUGACGAGUGGAAGGCCAAAGAGACCAAAAGGGGCAACAACAACAAGACAAUAGACCCCAGCUCUUUGAAAUGGACCCCUCCCAAAGGAACCUAAUGGAUUGUUUUUUUGUUGUUGUUUUUUUUUUUUUUUUUAAGUAUUUUUAUGACGUUAACUUCAUCAACGUCUUAUUCAGUUACCUUGGCUGGUAGUGUCAUUUUUGUCUAUGUUUUGCCCUUUGUAACAGAUCUCCCACUUUUGUUUUAUAUAGUGCUAUUUAUUUUUGAAUUCUUUGUAUUUCUUAAUGUUUCACUGGCCAAAGUAUUUCUUUGCCCCAGCGUAUAUUAUUUUUAUCAGUAGAAUGUAUUCGAAAAUAUUGGGGGCCUUACAGAAAAAAAACUUUUAGAUUUACAUUGUUAAAGACACAUGCUUUUUCUCUUCAAUGAUUGUACCUUUUUUUUUUUUUGGUUGAAAGGUUUGUGAAAUCAGUGUGUCCGUUUAAACCAGAAGUAGGCAAGCACCUGUUCGUUUUGAUAAAUACUUUUUAUUAAGUCACGUUUAAUAUCUGAGGCAAGACUUUUACUUGCAUAAAAAUGCUCCAAAACAAUCUUCUCAUAAGUAUAACUUUAUGCGGGCCUAUAAUGAUUCUGUAUUGAUACACAGGAGUGAUCUCUGUCUCCAUAAAGUCUGUAACGCAGCAUUGGAAACUUCGGUCUGUUAACCGUCACCAGUAGUACUGCAGUUUGUCCCAUUCCUCUUGCAAAUCUGCUGUGUGAAAAAGAACAUAUGGUUUCAGACUUGUAAACUGGUGUUUCAUUUCAUCAAUUUGCAUAAAUACAGUUUUGAACUUUCAA
This is a messenger RNA of Xyrauchen texanus (razorback sucker), 2571 nucleotides long. RefSeq names its product histone acetyltransferase KAT7-like. Gene Ontology annotation, cellular component: nucleus. The record is from RefSeq and is a predicted model, not a curated record. Gene Ontology annotation, molecular function: zinc ion binding; histone acetyltransferase activity. Lineage: Eukaryota; Metazoa; Chordata; Actinopteri; Cypriniformes; Catostomidae. The transcript has 14 exons. The coding region runs from base 176 to 1834 and encodes 552 amino acids. Gene Ontology annotation, biological process: regulation of DNA-templated transcription.